Messenger RNA from Theobroma umbraticum, 2464 nucleotides. RefSeq names its product dynamin-related protein 4C-like. Gene Ontology annotation, molecular function: GTPase activity; microtubule binding; GTP binding. Gene Ontology annotation, cellular component: cytoplasm; membrane; microtubule. Lineage: Eukaryota; Viridiplantae; Streptophyta; Magnoliopsida; Malvales; Malvaceae. The record is from RefSeq and is a predicted model, not a curated record.
UUGGAGAGUUAUAAUGGAAGAGCCUUCACCGAAGGGACCAGAAAAGCCUCUUUAUAAAUUCCAACCUAGGAAGACUUCAAUCUUCACCUGAACUCGUCAUCCACUCAGUGAAAGCUCGUUGCUAUGAAAGUUUUCUUCUAAAACAUCAAGAUUUGCUGAGUCCUACUCGCCACCCUCUUAAGCUCUGUUUCUCAAGCCUCAAACACAUCUUCGCAAACUGUAUUUUUCUGGCAUUUCUCUUUAAAAAUGAGUGCUGUAUAUGAUGAGGAUGUUGCUUCAAGGAGCAAUGGAGCAUUAGUAGUCAACGGUUUGGUCGUCUGUGACGAUCCUCAACCGCUAACCAUACUGCCUAUCACGGCGCAAGAUCCUCUUAUGGCUCGAGAAGAAGAAGUGGCAGACCAAGCUCCAAUUGUUGCUCAAUACAAUGACCAAAUCCGACCUCUGCUUGAUGCCAUUGACAGGCUCAGGCUUCUUAUGGUCAUGAAAGAAGGCAUACAACUCCCCACAAUUGUUGUAGUUGGAGACCAAUCAUCUGGGAAGUCCAGUGUUCUUGAAUCACUUGCUGGUAUUAGUCUUCCUCGAAGCCAGGGUAUUUGUACUAGAGUACCCCUCAUAAUGAGGCUGCAAAGUCAUCAAAGUCCAACGCCAGAGCUUCACUUGGAGUACAAUGGCAAGACAGUCCCUGUAGAGGAAUCCCAUAUCACAACUGCCAUAAAUCUUGCAACUGAUGAGAUUGCAGGUCAUGGUAAGGGGAUAUCUAACAAACCGCUUACUUUGGUGGUGAAAAAGGAUGGUGUUCCUGAUCUUACUAUGGUUGAUCUUCCUGGAAUUACUAGAGUGCCUGUUCAAGGUCAGCCUGAGAACAUCUAUGAGCAGAUAAGAGAUAUUAUCAUGGAGUAUAUAACACCUGAGGAAAGCAUCAUCCUCAAUGUUUUGUCUGCCACUGUUGAUUUUUCUACCUGUGAAUCCAUUAGGAUGUCACAGAAAGUCGACAAGACGGGUGAAAGAACUCUUGCCGUGGUUACCAAGGCUGAUAGGGCCCCUGAAGAGCUAUGUGAGAAGGUUACUGCUGAUGAUGUGAAUAUAGGACUUGGUUAUGUUUGUGUCAGAAAUCGUAUUGGUGAUGAGUCCUACGAAGAAGCAAGGAGGGAAGAGGCUAGAUUGUUCCAAACUCAUCCACAUCUGUCAAGGAUUGAUAAAUCAAUAGUGGGUGUUCCAGUUUUGGCCCAAAAACUAGUUCAAAUUCAGGCAAAUAUUAUUGCGCGGUGCUUACCGGUGAUCGUGAAGAACAUUAGUGAAAAGCUGAAUGCAAAUGUUUCAGCGCUGGAAAGAAUGCCCAAGGCUUUGACUUCUGUUGCAGAUGCCAUGGCAGCUUUUAUGCGGAUCAUUGGAGCAGCUAAAGAAUCCCUCAGGAAACUUCUUCUGAGAGGGGAAUUUGAUGAAUACCCUGAUGAUGGUAGCAAGCAUGGCACUGCUCGUUUGGUUGAAAUGCUCAAUCAAUUCUCUGAUGAGCUUCACGAGUCAGAGGAUAAUGAUCCCACAAAAGACUUUUUAAUAGAGGAGAUCAAGGUUUUGGAAGAUGCUAAAGGAAUUGGACUGCCAAAUUUCCUUCCUCGCAGCGCAUUCCUUCGCAUCUUGCAGAGAAAAGUUGAUAGGAUUUCCAGUAUGCCAAUUGAAUUUGCUGAAAAGGUUUGGGACUGCAUCGAUGGGAUGGUGACUUCUGUUUUGAUGCGCCACUCGGAAAUAUAUUACCAGCUUAAGGUAUCUACAAAGCGAGCAGCUCAUAAUCUCAUCGAAAGGAUGAGGGAGCAGUCGAUGAAUAGGGUGAAGGAGAUUGUGCAGAUGGAGAAGCUGACAGAUUAUACCUGCAAUCCUGAUUACAUGGUGGAGUGGACUAAGCUCAUGACUCAACAAGAAAGUUUCGUCAGGAAAGUAAAUGAUGCAGUAAUGUACGGGCAUUCCAGAGUGAGUCUGGAAGGUUUUGGGGAUAUUGAAGUUGAACAUCUCAGGCAGCAUCGUAAUGUUCUGCAUCAAGCUUUCGACCUGAAGAUGAGAAUGACUGCGUACUGGAAGAUAGUUCUGCGAAGGUUGGUCGAUUCCAUGGCAUUGCAUUUGCAGUAUAGUGUUCAUAAUCUUGUGAACAAUAACAUGGAGGAGAUUGUGAAUGAGUUGAUGGGGCCAGAUGGACGUGGAAUUGAAAGGAUGCUGGUGGAAUCCCCUGCAAUUGCUGGAAAGAGAGAGAAGCUGAAAAGCAGCAUCAAGCUGUUGAAGGAGUCCAAGGAUGUGGUGGCCAAGAUCAUGGACAGGAUUGCUGGUUAUGAUGAUUAGGUGCCAAUUAAUAUGUUUAUUUUGUGUGUUUUAAGUUUGUGAUUAGUUAUGUAGCGAAGUUUAAGAUAUAACCAUGUACUAUUGCUUUCAAUUAAUUAAGAUGUUUUGUUUGUGGUGAGUUGUUACACAGCUAAAA